This is a messenger RNA of Trypanosoma theileri, 3588 nucleotides long. Its product is annotated as AP-3 complex subunit delta. Gene Ontology annotation, cellular component: membrane coat; endosome membrane; AP-3 adaptor complex. The transcript has a single exon. The record is from RefSeq and is a predicted model, not a curated record. Gene Ontology annotation, biological process: Golgi to vacuole transport; protein targeting to vacuole. Bases 1 to 3588 code for a protein of 1195 amino acids. NCBI's taxonomy places the organism in Eukaryota, Euglenozoa, Kinetoplastea, Trypanosomatida, Trypanosomatidae.
AUGGCAGAGGCAACAAAGGUAGCAGGGCAGAUUCUCUUCCAGAACUCCCUUGCGGAGGUUGUGCGCAAACUCCGUUCCACUUCAAAGAGUGAGGCAGAAGUUCUCGAGCAAUGUAUUGCAGAUACAAAGAAAGAAAUCACCUCCACUGUACAGAGUGUGAAGGUGACGGCGGUGUUAAAGGCGGUAUAUUUCUCAAUGUUGGGUCAUUCCGCCGCCUAUGGGGCUUUUAACAUUAUUGAGGUUAUGGCGGAUAGAGUUUUUAAUAAUAAACGUAUUGGAUAUAUGGCGGCUUGUCUCACCUUUACACCAAAGACAGAUGUAUUGCCACUUUUGACGGCUCUAUUAAAACGAGAUCUUUCUAGUGCCAAUCAAUAUGAAGUGGGUUUUGCACUUUAUUGUAUUUCUUCUGUUUGUACUUUAGAUUUGGCACGAGAUCUCGUUGUGGAUGUAGUGAAUUUACUUAAUCAUCCACGUAAUUAUGUUCGAAAAAAGGCAGUAUUAAGUUUAUACCGUAUCUUUUUUGCCUAUCCAGAUUCAUUACGUCCUACUUAUCCACGAUUAAGAGAAAAACUUGAUGGAAAUAGUGAACGUUGCGAUAAUGAUCCUUCUGUACGUGGUGCUGUAGUGAGUGUAUUAUGUGAACUUGCUCGUCGUAAUCCAGCGAAUUUUCUUGGACUUGCUGUACCAUUCUUUUCUAUGCUUUAUACUGUUCAUAGUAAUUGGACUCUUAUUAAGAUUGUGAAGGUAUUUGGCUAUUUUGCUUCAUUAGAACCACGUCUUGGAAAAAAAUUAGUUGAACCUAUAACCAAUUUAAUAGAAACCACAGGAGCAAAAUCCGUUCAGUAUGAAUGUAUUCUUGCUGUAGCUAAUGGAAUGAGUAAAGUUCCAUCCUUAACAAAAUUAGCUGCAGAAAAAAUGCGGUUAUUUGUAGAGGAUACAGAUCAAAAUCUAAAAUAUUUAGGUUUAGAUGCUAUGUCACGUAUGGUUCGAGAUAAUCCAAAAUUAUUAAGUGAAUAUCGUGAUAUUAUUCUCGCAUGUUUAGAUGAUAUAGAUUCAACCAUUAGGAAAAAAACACUUGAAGUAUUACGUGGACUUGUUACAAGGAAAAAUAUUGUUUCAACUAUUAACAAAAUGAUGGAACGUUGUGUACGUUCUCCACCUGAUGAAGAUUGGUCAAAUCGUGUUAUUGAAACUGUUAUUGAAAUUGCACAAAUAGAUGAUUACGCCCUUAUUCAAGAUUUUGAAUGGUAUACUAGUAUCUUAAUUGAUAUAAGUCUCGUAAAUCUCUCUACUUAUCAACAUGGAGACCUGGUUCAGAGAGAACUUGUAACUGUAUUAACACGAGUGAAUGCUGUACGUCAAUUUGGUAUUAAUGCAUUAUCUCAUUUCUUUUCAAAUUCCAAUUUAUUAAAUUGCGAUCCUACACGAUCUACACAAUGGGAAGUAAUUAAAGGAGCUGCAUUCCUUUGUGGGGAAUACCCUUAUUGGUUACGAGAUAAGCGACUCACCUGUUCACAACUUCUUAGUGAUCAUAUUGCCAUUCUCCCACCAGAGGCGCAGGUGUUGUGUGUAACGGCGGUUGGAAAGAUAGCGGCUUAUAUUCAUCAACCCUCACCGCGGCAUUUAACUUUAGUGAAUGGAGAAGAGGAGUUCGCAUUACCAGAGGACCCGGUAACAGAUGAGGAAAUACGUGCAGUGAUUCUCCCACCCACUAGAAGCUCAGAUCAAGAGCAGACACCUCCCAAUGGAAAAGGGGGAGAUAUACACUCACAUUCACAUUCACAUUCACGAUCUCCACAAAGAACUGAAAACACACAAUUCCCACAUGUUGCCUUGCAACUAUUUCAACACAGUAUUUACCCUGAUGUCCAGGAACGCGCCCAGUUGGUUUUUCAUCACAUUGUUGUAAACCCCGAUGUGGGUCCGCGCUUCUACGCAGAGGAACUGCGGCCAGUGGCGGCCGGUGCACAAGCCGCGGUGUUGCCGCCGGACGAUCUUGACAUUUCAGAGCCGUUCUGCCGUCAAAUGCCGGAACUUCUCCGCCUUCCCGAGACAGAGGCGUACAGCAGCAAUGAUGAGAAUGAGAAGGAAGAAGAUGAAGAGGAUGACUUUGAUGAAGUCAUUGCCUCUGGACUCGGUGGUUUUGUCGGUGAUGAUGAAGUACGACGGCGGCAAAGGCAGAAGGAACAAAAACGAAAAGAACAACAACGACGUGGAGAAGUGGCCCCAUUUUACAUCAGCGGCGCUUCAUUAACGCGAGAGGAGCCGCCAGUGGAAGUACAACUCGAGGCCAUCACCGCAGCCUCACUGCAAUUGCAGGAUCCCACCAAUUCGCCAUAUAAUAAUAAUAAUAAUAAUAAUAAUAAUAAUCAACGAUCACAAUCCCAACAACAACAACAACAACAGAAUCUCCCACGUAAGACACAAACCAUCAAUCGUGAUCUCUCACGGCCAUCAAAUUACGUGGCGCCCACACAAACACGUCGUCGGCCGGAAGAAUUGAUGGAAGAUGAGGCAACACGACUGUUUCGCAAUGUGGAUGUUACGCGCGCUCUGACAGCAGAUGAGCGACUCCCAGAAACGGUUCCAUACGCGCAAUUACUGCAGUCACGUAAAAGGGAAGAGGACAAUAAUAAGAACAUCAACAACAAAACAGCAGCGGCAGAGGCAGCAGCGGAAUUAUUUGAUCCUGUUACUCUUCUUGAUGAACGAUAUUUACGUGUGAUGCUUUAUAUGGAAUCAUGUCGUGUGCGAAAGGAGGGUAUCUCAUUAACUGUAACAGUGGAGGUUUCGAACAUGGCAAGUAGCAACAGUGCAUAUAAUGUUACACUUUGUUUUCAACCUGAUGGGAAAAACUACACAGAGAACGGUAUACUCCUAGAAUUGAUCGAACCAGAAGACACUACUACUAAUACUACUACCAUAACCAAACAUAAGAAAGAUCAUAAUAAUGGUAAUAAUAAUAAGGAUGACAAUGACGAAAAGAAGGAUAAAAAUAGUGAUAGUUCUAAAAAUGAUACAGAGAAAGGGGUAUUGCAUAUAGCGGAUCGUCUAAAAGGGUCAUCAUCUGUGCGUAAGAAGAUGAAUAUUAAAUUUAUUAGUCAACUUCCUGAUUCUCUUGUGGAACCACUAGAAUUUAAAAUUUCAUUCGUUCGUGAGAAAAAACCUGUAAAUCAUUCAAUGUUUCUACCACUACAAUAUGCAUACUUUGCAAAGGUACCUAAGGAUGAUAUGAAAUCGUCUGAAUUCAUGGAAGAAGUUCUUGAAAAGUCACUUGUAGAUGCACCUGUUUUCAGUAGUUUCGUUCCUAUGGACUUGUCUCGUGUGCAAUUAGUAUUACCAAUGUUACUUUCAAAAUUGAGACUUCGAAAUAUUGACGUUUUCAGAGAUAUCACAUCAUUUAGAGGUGUACUUCAUGUUCGCAAGUCAUCCUCCUCAUCGACAGCAACCUCUAAAGCUCACGUUGCGGUAUUGCUGCAGGAAGAUACUCUUGAUGGAGAGAAGGGAUUGACCAUUGCAGCCAAGUCACACCAGAGCUGUUUGACAGAAUUACUAUUGCAAGAUAUUGCUACCUUGUUGCUGCAGUAG